UUUUUGGCACAAGGGAGGGGACAAAUCCUGUGUGGCUCUGGCAUCGAUUAUUCGCCCUGUUGCUACACAGGCUUCCUGACCCUGACACUAGCUGCUAGCUGCAUUUCUUGGACGGCUUUAUCCUCGGCUAGCCUGUGAACUGAUUCAAGACUUCGGCACAACCAUGUCUGAGGGUGUUGAAGGCGUGAAAACCUUGGAGGAACAGGAAAUGCAGGACAAAGUCAUCAGCCUUGAGAAAGAAGAAGUGGCUAAACUGAAGGCCAGGUAUCCUAAUCUAGGGGCCAAGCCCGGUGGCUCAGACCUCUUCAGGAAAAGACUUCAAAAAGGGCAAAAGUAUUUUGACUCUGGGGAUUACAACAUGGCCCAAGCUAAAAUGAAGAACAAACCUGAGACUGAGAUCACAGGAGGACACAUUCCAACACCUCAGGACCUGCCUCAGAGAAAGACUUCCAUAGUGGCCAGCAAACUAGCGGUUUGAUAUCACUUUCACAGCUUUGCUACCAUUCCCACUUUAAACUUAUCUGCUUUUUUUUUUUUUUUUACCUUUGCCAUUGACAAACUGUGACUUAACAAUCCCCCCAAACAUUUCAAGAUCUUAACUGACUGCUAAAAUAUAAACUUAGAUUUGAUUUAACAAAUUGUUUGCUUUUAAGGGUUAUGUGCUUUCAUAUUUGUCUAAUAGCAAAAACAGAGCUGAUGCGGAUGUUCACAUCAUUGCAAAUACGUCUUUUAUUUUGAAAGUCUGUUAAAAUUAUGUGCCUUCAAAGUGCAAAAAACUUCAGUUCAAGUUCAUAACAUUAAUUUACAAUGACAUGCUGCUGAACUUUACCUCAUCCAAACCUUAAAAAUGGCCUUAAAAGUAAUGAACCUUUGUUCCUCUCAAGCAAUAUUUGCUGUCUCUGUGAGAAUCUUGGCAGUCUGAAAUAUUCUUUGCCGUCUGACAGAAUUUUGAUUGGGAUUUCAUGAGAAGAAACUUCCAGGAUGUCUGGAGUGUGCAUGUGCAUUUAGUCUUCAAACACUGUAUGUUUUUGUAUGUAAAUAAAUUUUUUUGCAUAAUAUUUAA
Nothobranchius furzeri (turquoise killifish) is the source of this 1063-nucleotide messenger RNA. RefSeq names its product cAMP-regulated phosphoprotein 19b (gene arpp19b). Gene Ontology annotation, molecular function: protein phosphatase inhibitor activity. The record is from RefSeq and is a predicted model, not a curated record. Gene Ontology annotation, cellular component: cytoplasm. Lineage: Eukaryota; Metazoa; Chordata; Actinopteri; Cyprinodontiformes; Nothobranchiidae.